Messenger RNA from Knipowitschia caucasica, 822 nucleotides. Lineage: Eukaryota; Metazoa; Chordata; Actinopteri; Gobiiformes; Gobiidae. The record is from the annotation of a GenBank genome assembly.
AUGCCCCGAUCAUUCCUGGUCAAGAGUAAGAGGCCUCAUGUGGUCAGUCUGUGGAGGAGAGCCUCAGAGGAGAAAAGCCCACCGCAUCAUGGGGAUUCUUCACUUUGUCCUGCUGUGCCUUCACCUUCACUGUUCGUCAUGAGCACCGAGGCCACUGUGGAGAACGCAGAGCAGAGAGUGUGUGUGGACAGGAGCUCAGAGAGGGAGAAGCAGCUGGAGCGCCUGGUCUUUCUGCUCCUGAGUCGCACCGCUCACACCCAAGCCCAGGUCCCAGCCGCCAACUGCCCGCUCUGUGAAAAGUCUAUUUCAGACAUGCUGAUGUCAGCCGGGGGUCUCCAGGAUCACUUCAACAGUGUGAGUGCUGCUAGGUCUCUGUCCCCCACAGACCCCUUCUCCUACAGCGUGUUAGAGAGAUACAGCAAAGCAAAGGAGCGUAACUUUGGCUGUAAAGUGUGUGGGAAAGUGUUCAAGCGCUCGUCCACUCUGUCCACACACCUGCUGAUCCACUCGGACACGCGGCCGUACCCCUGUCAGUACUGCGGCAAGAGGUUCCACCAGAAGUCAGACAUGAAGAAACACACCUUCAUCCACACAGGUGAGAAACCACAUGUGUGUAAAGUGUGCGGUAAAGGAUUCAGCCAGAGUUCUAACCUCAUCACCCACAGCCGCAAGCACAGCACCUACAGGCCCUUCCACUGCCCCCAAUGCGAGCUCAGCUUCCAGCGCAGAGUGGACCUACAGCGCCACCAGGAGAUGCCCUGUGUGUACAACACAUACACAGGCCAAACUAGGACAGUUGCUUCACUCAAAAGUAUGAAGUAG